Messenger RNA from Anolis carolinensis (green anole), 5029 nucleotides. RefSeq names its product exonuclease 3'-5' domain containing 3 (gene exd3). NCBI's taxonomy places the organism in Eukaryota, Metazoa, Chordata, Lepidosauria, Squamata, Anolidae. The coding region runs from base 264 to 2849 and encodes 861 amino acids. The transcript is spliced from 21 exons. The record is from RefSeq and is a predicted model, not a curated record. Gene Ontology annotation, biological process: nucleobase-containing compound metabolic process. Gene Ontology annotation, molecular function: nucleic acid binding; 3'-5' exonuclease activity.
UUAAGAAAAAGCCUAUUAAACAUCGAAAUAGGUUAUGAUUUUACAAAUUAAGCACCAAAACAUCAUGAUAUGCAACAAAUUUGACAGAAAAGUAGUUCAUUACACAUUAAUGCUAUGUAGUAAUUACUGUAUUUAUGAAUUUAGCACCAAAAUAUCACGAUGCAUUGAAAACAUUGACUACAAAAAUGCGUUGGAUAAUCCAGAACGUUGGAUAAGUGAGUGUUAGAAUUGAAGACCCUUCUGCCACUAAUCACUGAGGAAAGAUGCUGGAGGCCAGCGGCUCCCAAGACAGGGAGCCGAAGCCGCUGCUGCAAAGCCUUCAGUCUGUCUGGGAAACGCGAAACAUGAAUAAGCUGAAGCAGGAGAUGGAGGUGGGCUUCUCGGCCCUGGACGACCCCUGGACCUGGCUGCUGGAGGCGCUGGAGGUCUGCGGCGGAUGGAGGGGCAAGGGUCCCAGCCUGGGCGCCCUCCUGGUCAAAGGGCUGCAGCAGUGGUGCACGAAGCACCCGGAAGGACAGCCGUCCGGCUUGAAGCUGAGGAAGCUGCAGGCCCGCCUCUUCCCGCUCCUGGCCGAGUGCCAUGCAAAUCUUUUGGACCCCUUGAUCGGCAUCUAUCAUCUCCACGCUGCCGACCGGGACUUCUUGCUGGGCCACGUCAACCAUCUUUACCACAAGGGCAAGUUCAAGGAGGCAGCCGUGUUAGGAAUCAAACUCGAGCUGCAGCCGGACCUGGAGCUGGAGAAGAUGUGUGUCCCGCUGCUGUUCCAGGAGCGGAUGGACCUGGUGGAGGCCUUUGUGGAGAGUCACCCGGACCUCCAGCAGCAGCUGCUCCUGCUCCUGGACACUUGGUUCGCCCCCGACUUCCAGAUCACAGACGUGGCCCGGAAGUUUCCCUGCCUGAAGCCAGAGAAGGUCAAUCACCGGCUCUUGAACAGGACAGUCUUCCGAUUCCUGGACAAGUUCCAGCUGGACCCAGCUCUUUGCCCGAACGUGGUCAACCAGCGACACCUGAGCACCCUCAAGUACCUGAUCUACAAGAGGUUUAGGGAGAAAACCAUGACGGAAGAGAACUGGACUGACCACGUCCAGGUCACUGUGCAGGGGAACCGGUGGCUGCAGGAGCAGCUGGUCCAUCUCCUGGUCCACCACGGAGGGCUCCAGGCGGCCGCCCGGUGGGGCCUGCACUACGGCCUCCCCAAGGAGAGCCUCCCUCGCAGCGUCCCGGAGGAGAUGGAGAGGCUCCGGCAGCAGGAGAGCAGAGAGGACGCUCCGGAGCCGGCAAGGAGUCCUGGCGAAGGCAGGAGGAAGGCUCAGUGCUACGGCCUCCCUCUUCCCAGGGAGCAGAUCCUGUUUUUGUCGACCUGGGAAGCGCUGCAGGAACACAAGGAGUGCCUCCUAAAGGCCGGCCAGAUUGUGGGGCUGGACAUGGAGUGGCGCCCCUCCUUUGGGGUCCUGGGGUCCAAGCCCCGCGUCUCCUUGGUCCAGCUGGCCGUCCGCGACCGGGUCUUCCUGCUCGACAUGCUGGCCCUUCUUCGGCCGGAAGGGGCCCAGGAAGAGGAAGAAGCCCUCGACCAGUUCUUCCGGGAGCUCUUUGCGGAUCCCAACGUCACCAAGCUGGGUUAUGGGAUGCAUGGAGACUUGGCGCAGCUGGCAAAGAGCCUGCCCACCUUCAGUGCCAUGGAGAAGCAGCUGUGCAACUUCCUGGACCUGCUGAAGGUCCAUAAAGUGAUCCGAAAGGGCUCCCCAGGGGACCUGCAGAAGGUGGAUGCCGAGCGGUCAGAGGUCCGAGGGCGCAGGGCACGGGGCCUGGCGGAGCGUGGCCUGAGCCUGCUGGUGCAGGAGGUGCUGGGCAGUCCGCUGGACAAAGCAGAGCAGCUCUCCGACUGGGAGAAGAGGCCCCUCCGGGAGGAGCAGCUCCUCUACGCAGCCUCGGACGCCUACUGCUUGCUGGAGGUGUAUGCAAAACUGCUAGAGGACCCGGCCUCCUUCGGACUGAGUCCCGAGACGUUGGCCUUUCUGAUGGGCAGAACAGAAAGCGCAGAGGUCCAGCAGCCCGGUGGUCAAUCCGCAGCCGCAGGGGACUCUCCUCGGCAGGAGGAGGAGGAGGAGGAGGAUUGGGACCCGACCUCCGUUGGCACUCCAUCCAUCCCGACGCCGGUGGUCACUCCGGUCCAGGACUUCCGCGUGGUCUGCGACAACAUGCUCCAGGGCCUGGGCCGCCACUUGCGCUGCCUCGGGGUGGACGUCCGGAUUUUGGAGAACGCCGACGACCAUCGGAAAGCGGCCGAGAUUGCCCGGCAAGAGGGGCGCGUCAUCUUAACCUCGGGGCUCCCCUACCAGACGCUGAGGUCCCAGGUGGGAGAGGGCCGCUGCUUCCGGGUGGACUGUGCCCAGCGGGCCAAGGAGCAGGCCUUGCAGGUCCUGGAACACUUCCGGGUCCAGGUGACCCUCGCCGACAUCUUCAGCCGAUGCCAGGCCUGCAACUGCAACCAAUACCUGAAGGUCUCCAGGGAGACGAUGGCGCACCUGGUGAAGGUGAGAAGUCACCCGACAGGUGAAGAAGGGGCCGCCCCGGAGAGCAGCCCCCCACCCGCCACAGACCCAGGCAGAUCCACAGAGGGUCCCGGGGAAGGCGGGGGUCCGCCGCGGCUGCCCAACGGGCUCCAACUGCAGAUCGAGGCCCUCCCGCCCGGAGUGCUGACCCAGGAGGAGCUGUCCUGCUUCUACUGCUGCAAGUCCUGCGGGAAGGUCUUCUGGGAAGGGUCCCACUUCGGGAGGGUCGUCGCCCAGCUCAGGGGGGCCCUGGACCUCCCCGAAAGCGGGGGCCGCCUCUACGGGGCCCCUGUCUGACUUUGGGGGCAAAGAGAGAGCGGAUGCGGACACUUCGGGGGGCUCCCUGGCCCAAGAGGCAUGGGGAAAGUGAUCACGCUCGAGGAGGGAGUGGAAAGAGAUUGAGGGGCAUUUUGGGGUGGGUUUUGGGGGUCUUCCUUGCCCAGGAUGCAUAUGGGAACCAAUAAAUCUUGCUAGAUGGCAAAGAGAGAGAUAUUGGGGGUAUUUUGGGGUGGGUUUCGGGGGUCUUCCUUGCCCGAGACGCACAUGGGAACUGAUAAAGCUUCAGGAGGAAGAAGAGAGCGAUUGAGGGUCAUUUUGGGGUGGGUUUUGGGGGGCAAAUGUGGGAACAGGUUACAUUUGGGUGAAGUGAGAGACCGAGAGUUCCUUUGGGGUGGGUUUUGGGGGUCUUUCUUGCCCAGGAUGCAUAUGGGAACAAAUAAAUCUUCUUAGAUGGCAAAGAGAGAUAUUGGGGGCAUUUUGGGGUGGGUUUCGAGGGGCUUCCUUGCCUAGGAUGCAUAUGGGAACUGAUAAAGCUUCAGGAGGAAGAAGAGAGCGAUUGAGGGUCAUUUUGGGGUGGGUUUUGGGGGGCAAAUGUGGGAACUGGUUACAUUUGGGUGAAGUGAGAGACCGAGAGUUCCUUUGGGGUGGGUUUUGGGGGUCUUUCUUGCCCAGGAUGCAUAUGGGAACAAAUAAAUCUUCUUAGAUGGCAAAGAGAGAUAUUGGGGGCAUUUUGGGGUGGGUUUCGAGGGGCUUCCUUGCCUAGGAUGCAUAUGGGAACUGAUAAAGCUUCAGGAGGAAGAAGAGAGCGAUUGAGGGUCAUUUUGGGGUGGGUUUUGGGGGGCAAAUGUGGGAACUGGUUACAUUUGGGUGAAGUGAGAGACCGAGAGUUCCUUUGGGGUGGGUUUUGGGGGUCUUUCUUGCCCAGGAUGCAUAUGGGAACAAAUAAAUCUUCUUAGAUGGCAAAGAGAGAUAUUGGGGGCAUUUUGGGGUGGGUUUCGAGGGGCUUCCUUGCCUAGGAUGCAUAUGGGAACUGAUAAAGCUUCAGGAGGAAGAAGAGAGCGAUUGAGGGUCAUUUUGGGGUGGGUUUUGGGGGGCAAAUGUGGGAACUGGUUACAUUUGGGUGAAGUGAGAGACCGAGAGUUCCUUUGGGGUGGGUUUUGGGGGUCUUUCUUGCCCAGGAUGCAUAUGGGAACAAAUAAAUCUUCUUAGAUGGCAAAGAGAGAUAUUGGGGGCAUUUUGGGGUGGGUUUCGAGGGGCUUCCUUGCCUAGGAUGCAUAUGGGAACUGAUAAAGCUUCAGGAGGAAGAAGAGAGCGAUUGAGGGUCAUUUUGGGGUGGGUUUUGGGGGGCAAAUGUGGGAACUGGUUACAUUUGGGUGAAGUGAGAGACCGAGAGCUCCUUUGGGGUGGGUUUCGGGGGUCUUUCUUGCCAUGAUGCAUAUGGGAACUGAUAAAGCUUCAGGAGGGAGAAGAAGAGAGUGAUUGGGAGUCAUUUUGGGGUGGGUUUUGGGGGGCAAAUGUGAGAAAUAGUAACAUUUGGAUGAAGUGAGAGACCGAGAGCUCCUUUGGGGUGGGUUUCGGGGGUCUUUCUUGCCAUGAUGCAUAUGGGAACUGAUAAAGCUUCAGGAGGGAGAAGAAGAGAGUGAUUGGGAGUCAUUUUGGGGUGGGUUUUGGGGGGCAAAUGUGAGAAAUAGUAACAUUUGGAUGAAGUGAGAGACCGAGAGCUCCUUUGGGGUGGGUUUCGGGGGUCUUCCUUACCUAGGAUGCUGAGAACUGAUAAAGCUUCAGGAGGGAGAAGAAGGGAGUGAUUGGGGGUCAUUUUGGGGUGGGUUUUGGGGGGCAAAUGUGGGAACUGGUUACAUUUGGAUGAAGUGUGAGAUUGAGAGUUCCUUUGGGGUGGGUUUCGGGGGUCUUUCUUGCCCAGGAUUCAUAUGGGAACUGAUAAAGUUUCAGGAGGGAGAAGAAGAGAGCAAUUGGGGGUCAUUUUGGGGUGGGUUUUGGGGGGCAUUAAGGCUGCAAUGUCUGUUUUUAAUGGUGAAAACAGUAUUUUAUGGAUAUACAAUGUGUCACCAAUUUUUUUUAAAGACAGCCUUUGUGUAUGUUUUUGUUGUUCUUUGUUCAAUAUAUAUAUGUAUGAAAAUAAUAUAUAUAUUAUAUGAAAAUAAUAUUAUUGAAAUGCCAAAGAGGAUUGAUACAUACGA